Messenger RNA from Colletotrichum chrysophilum, 2151 nucleotides. RefSeq lists its product as uncharacterized. The transcript has 2 exons. Gene Ontology annotation, molecular function: peptidase activity. The record is from RefSeq and is a predicted model, not a curated record. The coding region runs from base 1 to 2151 and encodes 716 amino acids. NCBI's taxonomy places the organism in Eukaryota, Fungi, Ascomycota, Sordariomycetes, Glomerellales, Glomerellaceae. Gene Ontology annotation, biological process: proteolysis.
AUGAGUUUCCGUCGCAUUCGCAUCUUCAUCCUCUCUCUGUUGACCUGCGCCAGUGUUUGGUGGUGGAUCGUUCGCGCAUCGCCCGUCAAUUUCCGCCUCAUCACCGACGAGAUGAAGCUCAACGACGGCCGCAGCGGCCUCUCGGCCGUCCUCGCAGCCGCGAUCGGGGCCCUCUUCGCCGGGCCUGUGGCCUCGGCUUCAUCCGGCCCAUACACGCCGUUCGAGCCAAUUGACCCCCAGAACUGGGUGAACCCCGACAACAUGACGUGGGACGACUGGGUGAAGCCGCCGGGCACGGACUGGUCGAACCCGGCCCGCAAGGGCUCGAAUCGCAACUUCAACAUCGCGCUUGUCGUCGUGGACUAUCCCGACCGCAACUUCACGAUCAGUCAGCCGGCGCAUUCAACCAUCUUCAACAACCCGCAACCCGCUGCCGCCGAUGUUGCCCGCGAGAAUGUGCCGACUUUUUACCGCGACCUCCUCAACACGCCGAAUGACCUCAACCAGGGACACACGCUCCACGAAUACUGGAUGGAGGACUCGGCUGGGCGCUUCGGUGUCGAUCUCACUGCCUUUGGCGCAUAUCAGCUACCUGCGAACGGAUAUCAGUAUGGUGUGUCUAAUGACAUGAAUCCUGGCGCCUGUCCGACUGGAGAGACGUGUAACCUCAACAUCCGGACGGAUGCGCUGUCAGCCUGGCGCAAUGACGUUGGUAACGACACGGCCGAUGCUUUUGAGCUGGUUUUCAUUCUCUCUGCGGGCAAAGACGAGUCUUCGACAUGGCAGGAGUUCGGCGAGAUGAAGUUUGACGGGCCUGAGGAUGUUCCUGAUGAAUUCGGUCCUCCCAAGACUGGUAACACAUCUCUUCCAAACUGGGCGCGUACUCGCUACGUUCCUUGGACAUCCUGGGCCGCGGCUUCCACACUGUGGCCCAACGCCGGUGGUGGCUCGUCUACUCAGGGCGAGAGCUCCGGCAUGGCUGUCUAUGCUCACGAGCUGAGUCACUUGCUCGACAUUGGCGAUAAUUAUAACAAUCCAUACGGCACUCCGUUGCGCAGAGCUUACACCGGAAUUUGGUCCAUGAUGUCUAGAGGCUCUUUCAACGGCCCCGGUGGACCUCACACCAGGUGGCAGAUCCCCGCCCUGCAAGGCUCUUCGAUGGGUUCGCUCCACACCCUCCGAGACAAGUAUCAACUAGGACUCAUCGAGCGAGGCGAUAUUCUUUGGCUGUCUCGCGAGGCACUUGCUACCUCAGGAAUCGCUGUCGCAGAUUUGACAGCACGAUCCGUGGAUCCUGGUGACGGCCUCAUGGGAAUCCGCAUCAUCAUGGAUUCUGACCAGUCGCCGGCCUGCGAUAUCCAAACUGAGCCACUCUGCGACGGCGGAAGCUGGGACAACUACGACAUCGAGGUUGUCGACCGCAUGGGAUCGGACAGCUUCACGCCCGACUCCGGCGUCCUGAUCAGCAAGUCCAAGAACGAAGACAACCAGCCCUUCCAGUGGGUCAUCGACGCGCACCCCGAAGACAUUGAGCUUGUCGACUUCCACCGGCCCAACGGCUCCAUCGCGAUGAUCACCAUGGGCGACUACCGGCAGCUCGCGGACGCGCUGUUCCACGCGGGCACCAACUCCGGCAGCGAGUUCGAGUUCAUCGACGAGGCCAACGAUCUUCAUUUUUACAUCAUUGACCGCCACCGGAACGACGACGGCGUCUUGUCUUACACCGUUGCAGUCCGUUCCAUCGGCGGCGAGGGGGGUGCUAGCGUUCACGACAUAUCCCUUGAAGAGGGCCAGGUGACGGCUCUUGAACAGAACACGGCCACGACCCAAGGCGUCUCGUGUUCCUUCCAGCUUAGCAAUAGCGGCGCAUAUGUAGCGGUAGACCCGAAUGACGCACAGCACCCGGAGGAUGUUUCGGCGUUCCUCGCAUCGGACGUCUACAGGUUGAGCGCCAAGGUUGAGGGAGCUGGCUGGCGCGUCGAGGUUCCUAACGUCUUGGUCACAGCCAAGUUUGGUGAAGUUAAGACGGCGUUUGUGUCGGUUGGUGCAAGUGCAGAUGCUGCCGACGCAGCUGUGGUGACCCUGAAGGCCACCUCGGAGUCGGAUCCUUCUGUUGCCGCAACGGCUCAGUGCAAGGUGUCGAAAGCUUGA